AUGGGGGCGCUGCGGGCCGCGGGGGUCUCGGUGCACGAGGUCGGCACGAGGCUGCUUCAGCUCGGGGCCUACGGACAGGAUGUGAGCGAGCUGCAGCGGCUGCUCCAGGACUCGGGGCACCUCGUGGCGGAGUCGUACAAUGCGGGGUACUUCGGCGAGCGCACGCAGGCGGCGGUGGAGGAGUGGCAAGCGGCGAACGAUGUCCCGGUGACCGGGUCGUUCGGGGAGCUCAGCCGGCUCGCGUACCUGCACAGUGCGGGGGCCUUUCGCGCCGAGAGCGCUGCUGCGACGCAGGACCGCGCGCAGGCGUCGCGCGCGGCCGGCGCCGCGGUGCCCCUCCCGGCCGUCGCCGCCGCAGCGCUCCCAUCCCAUGCGGUCACUGCCGGGGUCGCGGCGCUGCUGGCCGCGCCCCUGGUGUGGCUCGCCGCGCGCGCCCAGCAGCGCGACAAGAUCCUGCGGCUGCAGCGGCGCAUGGGGCGCCGUGCGAGCAUCCGCCGGUGGCAGGCCGCGGGACGGCACGCCAAGGCGUACACCGACGCUGACGUGGGGGGGGUGUCGGCGGAGAGCGGCGCGGAGGUGGACGUGGACAUCGAGGACGAGGCGGAGGACGAUGAGGAGGUCCUGCCGGGCCACAAGCUGACGUACCUGGUCCAGGAUGGGCCCUGGUGGCGCGAGGCCAUCCACGGCGGGGAGCCGCGCGAGGACCCGGCGGCGGACAGGCCGUUCCUGCCGCAGCAGUUCUCUGGAAACGCGAUGCGCAUGGCGGGCGCGGGGGCUGGUGCGCGGAACGGCGCGGGGGGUGUGGGCGCUGAUGCAGGGGGGGAGUUCCGGGCGCCGGACCCGGCCGGGGCGGGCGCGAUCGACCGGACGAUGUCGAUCGCGGAGGCGAUGCGGCACCACGCGGGGAAGCGUCAGCAGUGA
Molecule: messenger RNA, 921 nt
Organism: Pedinophyceae sp. YPF-701
Lineage: Eukaryota; Viridiplantae; Chlorophyta; Pedinophyceae
Source: the annotation of a GenBank genome assembly